CACACACACACACACACACACACACACACACACACACACACACACACACACACACACGCACACAUACACACACGCACAUGCAUACAUACACACAUAUACAGAUAGGAUAGUAAUAUAUAUAUUAUAUUUUAUAUAUUAUAUAUAUAUAUAUAUACAUAUAUACAUAUAUAUAUAUUAGAUAUUAUAUAUAUACAUAUAUAUAUAUAUAUUAUAUAUAUUUACAUAAUAUAAAUAUAUAAUAUAUAUGCAUAUAUAUAUAUAAUAAAUAUAUAUAUAAAUUUGCGUUUGUGUCCCGGGAAUUAGAGAACUUGGAAAAGGUUGUGGAGGUACUUAGAAGUGUAGUUGGAGGGAAUUUGUUGUUGAUUGCUGGGGUUAUAAGGGCAUGAAGCAAACCCCCUACCCGCCACAAAUACAGCUACCUCGACGCCAUCCCGAUCCACUUUCGUGUCCCAUUGCAAUCCCACUUUUCACCCGCAAAUCAUUGUACAUAACAUAGACGUAAACAUUUAGAAAAAAAAAAAAAAAAAACACAAAGCAUAUCACAUGUAGAUAUACAACUCACUCACACGUAGACACACGCACAUAUACAUACACGCAGAGAUACAUAAAUAUUUAUAUAUGUAUAUACCUAUAUGCACACGUGUGUUUCCAGAGUACAAACACAUAUAAGGACAGACAUCUACACAUGCUCAUCUUUCGUAUCUACACGCAGAAAGUGUUUUACUAAAGUGCACAAAAUUCCUUCCGGUGAGAUCAAUUGCUCCUACCCUUUACUUCUGCUGAAGACGGCAGUUUUAUAGUGUUAGCUUUUAACUUGACUAAGCUUUUGUUUCUGUUUACACAUCUGUGUCGUAGCAUCACUGCACACACACACACACACACUCACACACACAAGCACACACACAUAAUUUUACACGCAAACACGCCCGCAUACCACGUCACCACAUGAGUGUAUAUAUCACCAUGUAGGUGUGUUUAUGUAAUGUAUACUGUAUAUAAUGCAUCUGACAAAAAACGGUGACCGUUACUCAAUGCCUGCGUUACUGAAACCAGUAGGAUUUGUCACCAUGACCACCAUGACCGCGGACAAUGCCGUUGACGUUACGUCGAUGUCAGAGUCAACGUCAACGCUAAAAUCAACGUCUGCCACGGCGACGGCAGCCACGACGACGAUCGGGUGUAACGCCGCCACCGCCACUACCAUCACCACCAACACUACCACAAACACUUCUACAGUCACCGACGUCACCGCUCAACCGUUGGAAAUAUUUACGUCAUCAGCGUUACUAGCAACGCCACGUUUGACGUCAACGUCGACGUUAGACCAAAUGAUCUGUUCGUCUGGUAAACGUCGUAAUGAAGCGCACCUUGACGACGUGUCGUGGAGCAGGCUCGAACCCGCUCCUUUUCCCGUAGACAAUACAGCUGGCAAUCGUGUUGUUGUCAGUUCUUAUACAGCCGGUGUUCGAAAGUGCGACUGUGAUGCUUACACGGCUAGAGGUAGUAGCAUGAGCGGUGAGGGAACGUGUAGGGUAGGCAUUAGGCAUUGUAAGGGGGUCAGCUGUUGUUCGAGCGGGAUGGAUUUUCCGCGUGACAGUAGCGGAGGUGGUGGUAAGAGUAUUUAUGUAAGCGGUGUUAGCAACACCGACAGUGAUACUAUUUAUACGGGCAGUGUUAGCAACAAUACAGAUAGCAGUGUACACAGGACAAGUAGCGUCGACGUUAGCAACAACGGAGGCAGCAGUAUUUAUAUGGGCAGCAUUAGCAGCACUACUACAGCUACUGACAGUGAUAUUUAUACGGGCAGCGUCGGGUUUGAUAGUAAAGAAGAUAUUUAUACUGACAGAGAGAACAGUCGCCAUGUACAGCACAGUGUGUACAACGACUGUUUGUCAAAUCACAAACCACUCUAUCAACAUUAUAACACAAACACCUUUGUUCGCCACACAGAUCAAAGUGCAAUCACACAACAACACCAACAGUACAAGUGCCGGCAAAGUGAAGUGCCUAAACCACAUAGACAUAACACACACACGCAUCAUGCUAGGGCAUUGUUGAAAACUUCCUACAGCAUGAACACGCUUCCCACAUUAUCUAUUUUCUGCCUGUUGCUGUUAAACCUGGCCGGAUCAACUUACGCAAAUAUAUGCCCCAAAGUCUGUUUUUGCCAGGCCGCAAUGAACCACGUAGGUUGCUCUAAAAAGAACUUCACCGAAAUCCCCGAUCUUAUACCAAGUGAUACAAAACAGUUAAGUCUGAACGGGAAUUUAUUUUCCAACAAGGUUUUGGUUCGGAAAAAUUUCUCGCGCCUUUCCAACCUUGAAGAUUUAUUCCUCAAUGAAUGUGGUAUUGAAGUGAUAACGCUGGACACAUUUGCAGAUCUGAGGCAUUUAUGCAUGCUGGAUUUAAGCAACAACAAAUUACGUUUUAUCGAGGACUAUACAUUUAGAGGACUGUCUUUAAAUCAUUUGCUUUUAAACAGUAAUCCAGGGAUCCAGUUCGCACCAAAAGCCUUCACGGGGUUCAGAACAAUUGGUCUUCAUCUCAAGAAAUGUGGUUUACAUAAUCUGUCACUUGAAGAAAUACGACCGCUAAACGGGACGGUAAAUAUCAUUUGGUUAAACAAUAAUAAUUUCAGGUAUCUUUCAGAGGAAUGGUACUAUUUGCUCAAGAAUUUCGAGCAUGUUCGACUGGAAGACAAUCCAAUGCAUUGCAACUGUGAGUUAGCUUGGCUCUAUCGAAUGUUUAUUAAUAAUUCCAACCUCUUCCCUAAGGACAAACUCAUGUCGUGCGCAUCACCGAGGCGUCUGAAAUCAAAGACUUUUGACAUGUUAACUCUCGAUGAUUUCCAGUGUCAGCUACCGAUAUUCGAAGGGGUUGAUGUUUUAGUCGGUCCUCAUGUAGGAAAACUCAGCUGCAGAGCAAAAGCGGACCCGUCGCCAAAGUUGUACUGGCACAAACCCGGUGGCCUGACCGAAACUUUCCUUCCUUCGAAAGACCGUGCGAUAAAAACCAACAGAGCUGUGCUUUACAUACACAAUCAUCACACCAGCAUUAGUUCUCAUUAUCAGUGUGUAGCUAACAACCCAGCUGGAAAUGUAACCUUCAACCUACAAGUAACGUGGCCCCAGAGAGAGUCCGAAAACAAGAACAAUCUUAUAACCACACUUCCUACCGAAAGCAGCUUACCGAAAUCCCACAGCAGAAGUUCCAACCAAACUAUGAACAUGGGUGAUUUAACCGUCGAUGUUUUAUUUACAUUGAUGGAGCUGAUAGGGGCCGUUAUCGGAACAUUCCUGCUCACGUUCUUGCUUUGUCUUUUGAUCUUCCAUUUCUUCGGAAGGCAACCACGUCCGAUGGGUCCACAAGAGAAAGAACAUUCAGAAAAACGUCGAACCCCGGAGAAUCAUUAUGUUAUGGCCGAUAUCGAUGAGAGUUCGAUCAAAAUGAUGGAACACAAGGAUUUAGUUAGUUAAUGGUGGCAUCGAUUUAAAAAAAAAAACAAAAGAAAUAACAAAAACCAAACCAAAACAAAAGAACAACCAAACAAAUUUAAUAGUAAAUAAGAAAAUCCAAAGGAAAUUAAAAAACUCAGAGUAUCAAUAAAAUAUAAACAAAAACAAACAAAAAACUGAACAUGGAAAUUGGAGAAACUCCCAAAUGUGGCCACCACAACCCCAGCCUCAAAGAUACAAGGAACAAGAAACAAAUUUUUUAAAAAUAGCAUCAACAUUACUAUUAUUACAAUCACUACUGCUACUACUACUACUACUACUACUACUACUACUACUACUACUACUACUAUGGAGUUUGUUUGCCCCGGGAUAUUUUACCACAUGGAGCAAACACUGGCACUCCAACGGGCCUAACCAGAAUUUCAUAUGACAUAUAUAUAUAUAUAUAUAUAUAUAUAUAUAUA
Octopus bimaculoides (California two-spot octopus) is the source of this 3919-nucleotide messenger RNA. RefSeq lists its product as uncharacterized. Lineage: Eukaryota; Metazoa; Mollusca; Cephalopoda; Octopoda; Octopodidae. The record is from RefSeq and is a predicted model, not a curated record. Gene Ontology annotation, molecular function: protein binding.